Molecule: messenger RNA, 916 nt
Organism: Cydia amplana
Lineage: Eukaryota; Metazoa; Arthropoda; Insecta; Lepidoptera; Tortricidae
Product: zinc finger protein 835-like
Exons: 6
Coding region: 50-916 (288 amino acids)
Biological process (GO): regulation of transcription by RNA polymerase II
Cellular component (GO): nucleus
Molecular function (GO): RNA polymerase II transcription regulatory region sequence-specific DNA binding; zinc ion binding; DNA-binding transcription factor activity, RNA polymerase II-specific
Source: RefSeq, a predicted model, not a curated record
GCACCAAUUUACACUUAAAUUAUAUAUAAUAGAGUUGUAUUAGUAAAAAAUGAACGUAAUGAGUUCGUGUCGCUGUUGCCUGCGGUUUCCCGCGGACAAGGACCUCACUACGCCGUACACGCACCUCGGCAAGACGGAGAUUUACGCCGAUAUGCUCAAGGAAUGCUUCGAUUUACAUUUGUGGGUGAGCUCAUCCAUUUUCCGCGGGAUCUGCUCGGGCUGCGUGGGCCGCCUGCGGGACGCCAGCGACUUCAAGCUGCAAGUGCAGCUCAGCCAGGUGGAGCUGCUGGCAGAGCUGCAGGGCUCCAGGUUUGACGGUAACUUAUAUACAUACACAGAACCCAAAGAUGAGCCGGCUAUGGAGGAAGACUGGCCCAGCGAGCCCGGUGAGGGUCUUGUGUCGCCGGAAGAGCCUGCAAUGAAAGUAGAGAUGUUGGACGAAGACAUAUUGGAGGAUGACAUACUGCUGUCAAUAAUCAAAGACGAGUCCUCACCGAAGGCGUAUGCCUCGGCCCAGUUGGAGCGCGUACGGAAGGAAAUGCGCGCGCGCCGCCCCGACCCCACCCCCCGCCCCUUUCAGUGCCACGACUGCGGCAGUCGCUUCCGACUCAAGAAGGAAAUAAGCAGACACGUACAAUAUAACUGCGUCGAAGGCCCUCUAGCGUUCAAGAACAGAAACAUGAAACGAUACAGCUGCUCGCACUGCACUUACACGAGCAGAAACACGCGCAAUCUACACUUUCACGAGUUGAGGCACAGGGGGGAGAAGCCAUACCGGUGCGACAGCUGCGACUACAAAACUACUCGGAAAGGGGAUUUCGAGAGGCACCAGAGCAUUCAUACUGGCGAUAAACCUUUUAAGUACAGUUCAGCCGGAUACAGUGCUUACAGCAACAUCAUAGAAAGCGUCACCUGA